GAGCGUGAUUUUGCAUGACAGGUUGCCGGUGUUGCGUUUUUCUCACGAUUUUCACGUUGUCGGUCGUGUUUGGAAAGAGCUUCCCCAAGCACGUGAGCCUUGUGAAGGCGAGAUUCGGGGACACUCUGGGGUACGGGGCGGCAGGGAACCGCUCGCGGGUGCAAAGGCGUGGUUUCAGACUCACAGUUUUUCUUGACCUCACGUGCCCUGUGCCCAGACUUCGACGUGCAGAUCUUCUCGCAGCGCCGCGAGUUGCCUUUUUGUCACUUUUUGUUGGCCGCUUGCAGGUGGAUCCAAUUCGUGCUACUGGGGACUCUUUGGCUGGGCUUUGUUUUGACAUCGGGGCAUACUGUUUGGGUCCCAACUCGCCAAUCUGUCAGGAUUUGCGCGACUUCGAAGACGUUCUGGUUGGGCCCAACCUUGAUCUCUUUGACCCGGUGAGGCCCGUGUAUCUUUGGAAAUCGUGACCUCGUUGAGCCAGGCACUCCGAACUUUUGAGCUUGCGCCUCGAGCUCCACGUUCCGCCCGGGCCCUCGCCGCGUUCCAUUGUCAUGGCCAAGAGGUCCCGUGCAGGUUAUUGUCAUUUGAUCUUUGUCACCAAUCUGUCAGCCCCCUUGAUCUUUGACCCAGUGAGGGUCCCUGGGGUCCCUAGGGUCCCUGGGGUCCCUGGGUCCCUGGGCACGCGGGUGCCAUGAAACAACGUCCUUCCAUCAAGACGUCUCGAUGUGGGUUAGCCAGUCUGACGGAUGGACGCUGCGAAGCCUUGCAAGGCUUGGCCCGACCGACCUUCAGGCCGCGAGUGAAAAGGAGGAGGAGCAUCCAAACCCGUGCGUUGGUGUUGCCAAAGAAGCCAGUCAAUCUUGUGUUUGCUCUGGAAACUUGGCUCGAGGGUACUCAUCAACACUG
This is a messenger RNA of Effrenium voratum, 906 nucleotides long. Lineage: Eukaryota; Dinophyceae; Suessiales; Symbiodiniaceae. The record is from the annotation of a GenBank genome assembly.